Messenger RNA from Closterium sp. NIES-65, 1425 nucleotides. The record is from the annotation of a GenBank genome assembly. Lineage: Eukaryota; Viridiplantae; Streptophyta; Zygnematophyceae; Desmidiales; Closteriaceae.
AUGGGAUACAAACCUCUGGGCCUGCCAACGGCCCAUAGGCUUCUGGCGCUGCUGCAGCAGGUGGCGAGGGACGUGGAGAGACAGAUGGGUGGUGAGACGACGGAGGGGCAAGAGGUAGCGGAUUGUUGCGAUGGGAAAGAAGACAGCAAGAGGAACAGUUCUGCGAGCGGCGACAGUGACAGUGGCAGCGGUAGCGGUGGCGGUGGUGGUUGUGAUGGUGGUAGUGGUAACAGUGGUGUGUGUCAUCCCGUGCACCUGUUUGGGUUCAGCAAGGGUGGUGUGGUGCUGAACCAGCUGCUGGCAGAGGCAGCAGAGGUAGGGCAGAUGCUCACAGCACAGGUGCCAUACAGUGAGCGACUGGGGAAGACCGAAGAUCGAUUGGGCAAGAUUGAUUCGCUGUCAAAAAUCCCACCUCCUGCUCUCGCUGUGCCUGCGUCGAUAGCAGCAGCACAGGCACCUGCAGCAGCAGCAGCAGCAGCAGCAGCAGCAGCGCCAGCAGCGGCAGCAGCAGCAGCGGAUUCCCCACCGCCAUUCUCCCUGCCAGGUUCACCCAUGGCCUUCCUACAGCAGGCAGCAGCAUGGGAAUAUGUAGAUGUGGGGUUGAACUGCCGAGGGGCGUAUCCCACUGAUCCUCGCACUCUCUCCGCCUUUGUGCACGCCUGCCAGCUCCGGCCCGCGCUUUGCCAGCACGGCUCGUAUCUCUGGAAGAACAAGCAGCGUAACCGCCCGCAGGGACAGAUCAAGCGCAACGCCGAUGCUGCCCCGCCAAGCCUUCGCCACCACAUGACGAAACGCCAGCGGAAUGCCAUCACCGCGAAGGAGAAACUCCACUGGUUGAAGAUGCAGGACAGUCAGCCCGACCUCUCCAAUCGCGCCCUGGCGAAACUCGCGAAGGUGCAGCCCUGCCAGAUCCGCGAAUGGAAGAAGAUGAAGGAGCGGCUGGAGGUCGCUUCGAGCUGCCGCCGUCGUCUCAUGGGGCACGGGCGCAAGUCCAAGUACCCGUUCAUGGAACGGGCGGUCUACCGCCACUUCUUAAAGCACCGGGCGAAGGGCCUUGCCGUCACUGUCAGCAUGCUCCAGAAGUGGAGCGCCAAGUACAUGAAGCACAGGAUGCCCGGGGUCAACUGGCGCGCUUCGUUCCGUGAGGUGGAGGUCCUUGACGAUGUCAACGACCUGGUUGACGACGAAACGGUCAUCAACCCCUUCUACGCCGAAGUCCCCAUGCCGGCCGAGGAGCUGCAGGCGGCGGCACAUGAGGAGGACGCCACCGAGGAGGAUGCGGAGGCGGCGGCGGCAGAGGAGGAAGGGGUCGUGCUUGAAGAAGGCGGGGAGGCAGAAGAGCCCAGCGAUGACGAGUGGUGGCGCCCUGGCCGCUAUGACAGGGAACAAUGUGACGAGUGGCAUGCUGGGUACGAUUCUGAGUGA